CCGAGACUUGGGUUGUGUACUUCUCCCUAAGACCACUGUGGGCUUUGCUCUGGAGAUUCGGGGAAGGGAGCCCUGGCCAGGGAGGCUGCGUGGUGUGUGGUGCGUUCAGGCCUUUGACCGCAGCAGGGGCGGCCUGUGUUUGGCAUGCGGAGUGCUGCUGUGAAUGAACGUUCUUUCCUGCAGGUUCACACUGUAAACCCGCCUGUGCCAUGGCCACAGUGAGGCGUGUGUCCAUGCUGGGGCACUGUGCUGGGGAGUGCAGGUACAAUCUUAGUGGCCUCCUGCAGUUGCAGUUGACCCUGAGACACAUUCAGCCCACUGUUAGCACCUGAGUGAGCAAACCCUCACAGGUUUCAGGCCCUGGGACUCUUAGGCGUUCUGGGACUCUUAGGGGUUUCUCUAUGGUGAGCAGGGUGGCGUCUUGGAGCUUGUUUUCUCAUGCAUACCCCUUUCCUGGCAUUUCUCUGCCUUUAGGUUCUAUGCCAUCUCGAUAAGGUUAGAGGCUACGAGGGACUGAUUUUAUUCUUGGAGCUGCCCCACCCACCUUAAGGGAUGUCUCUUGCUGCGUUCUCCAUUCGGCUUGUGUUCCUGUUAGGCCGUUUAUUUGCACGCUGGCAUGAUCAAACCACUAGUUGUAGGUGGCCACACCCCUCUCUACAAGGGAUUUGAGGUAUCUGUAGGGGCUAUCCCUACCUGGGCCUUUCAACUUCCUUAUGUUAACUCUGUGAGCAGUCCUGAUUCUCCUCUCACACCCUGCUCCCUCCUUUGUCGACUUGCUUGCCUUUUUGUGGCUUUCUGGACACAGAGGUUGUCAUCUAAGCGCCUGCUGCUUGCAUGAAUGACUUAGUGUGGUCUGAGAUAGGCCCUUUAGAAGCCUUCCCCAGUCCACCCCUAAGGUAUAGGCUUCUCAGCUGGGGAGAGAAUCAGAAUUUCUAACCAAGUGGAGCCCACGGACUCAGGCUUGGGCUAGUCUGGAAGUUUCUGAAAAACUGGGGGGAGGGGGGUGUUUCUUCAAAAUGGCAUUGAUAGUUGCUGCAUGUGAGGGUGGUUGACUCUAGUUGUUGACAGUAGAACCCGAGGACAGUGACCACACGAUGUCAUCCACAGCUGUCACAGCGUUUGCAUUAGACGCGGUGGGAGAAAGGACAUUAAGGCAGCCAUGAGUUCUAGCCACCCUGAACCAGGUGCCCGGGAACCACAGAGUCCCCGUCCACAGGCCCUGUCUCAGAGUUCUUCCAGCUUGCUGUGUGAAGGCCGGGAGCAGAAGCCAGAGCUUCGCAAGAGUGCCAGCAGCACUGUAUGGCGGGCCCAGCAGGGUGAGGCCGGUUCUAGUCCCCGGAUCCUGCAGGAGGAGGCGUGCCAGACUGAGAUCCCAGAGCACGCGCAGACUGCAAGCACUGCAUCACAGGCUGGGGCUGGAGGCCACUGGAGGAGCAGCACUGUUGGUAAUGUGUCUACCAUGGGCAUCGGUGAUCUGUGUCGCCUACGGGCCCCCAGCGUGGCAGCUGUGCAGAGGAGCCACUCAGACUUGGUACAUAGUACCCAGACCCGGGGUCAUGGCGGCGUUCAGAAGCCCAGUCUGAGCUGUUCUGCCCUUGGCAGCUCACCUGUCCACAGGGCUCAGUUGCAGCCUGGCAGUGUUGCUGGCCAAGGAGGCCAGACCCCUGCACCCCUGCAGAGUGACUCAGCUCCAGAGGAUGGGACUUCUAAAUCAGCCUGCACGUUGGGGGAGAGUCAGGUGUGGGUGCCAACCGUAGAACUAGAAGAUGCAACUGGUCUCCUCCGAGGUCCCCAGGGUGAGCCCAAAGCGACUGGACAGCCACCUACCACUUCCUGCCACGCUCUGCCUCCGGCAGCUCUGCUUUGCACCCUGGGGGAGGCUGUAGCUGGUAGCUGCUGCCAUGCCCUGCCUGCCAGAGGCAUCCUGGCCUUUCCCAAGCUGGUGGCGUCAGUCAGUGAGUCUGGGUUGCAGGCCCAGUGUGGGAUGAAAUUCCACUGUAAGUUGUCUGGGGGGAUUUCUGGGCACCCUCACUGUUGUGUCCACCCUUGGGGGCCUACAGGGCUAGCCACAGAGUCUGGCUCCAGGACCAAAGAUGUGUGGACCAUGACCUCAGCCACCGAUUUGGCUCUGGGUGUGGCAUCGGCUCAGGAUGCCGGGGUUCAGGCAGCUCCCGCGGCAGCCUGCAAGGCUGUGGCUACCAGCCCAUCCCUGGAAGCGCCUGAGACUCUGAACCUAUUUCCAGAGGUAAUGCUAGAGUCCGGCCUACGACAGGCAUCGUCACCUGUGAGGGAUGUACGAUGGGAUGCCGAGGGCAUGACAUGGGAGGUGUAUGGAGCCUCUGUGGACCCUGAGGUGCUCGGCAUUGCCAUCCAGAAGCACCUGGAGAUGCAGUUUGAGCAGCUGCAGCAGGCACCAGCCAGUGAGGACAGCCUGUCUGCGGAGGGCCGGAGGGGCCCUCUGCGGGCGGUCAUGCAGUCACUGCGGAGACCCAGCUGCUGUGGCUGCUCUGGAGCGGCUCCAGAAUGAGGAAUUGUGACCCCGGAACUGGCCACGACUCUAGACUUGGUUCUAGGCCAGUGACAGGCACAGUGGAGACUCCAUGCCACCGGGACUCACCUUUUAACUUGAAUACCAGCCUUGCUCGGGCUUGUGGUUCCAUGCAGCUGGGCUGUCUUUUAAGGGCUUGAAUCCCAAGAGCCACUUCUCUAUCCAUUCUGGGCUCUGAAAUGUGGACAGGGAUUUUGCACUGCACAGAAGUGAAAUCCCGAUUUCUUUCCUGUGAAAGUACUUAACCUUUUGUUUUGUCUGUCCCACAGACCUUUGCUGUCACUCCCCUGGGACUCUUGGUGGUUUUAUUUUUACUAGAAUUGCUAGGAACUAAUGACUUUUGACAUUACACAGGAGGUCCCAGGUGGUGGGAUUGCCCCAGUUUGUACUCGUCACCUGACCUUGUCGAGGUUCCUCCUCUUUACCCCACUUUCCGGAUGUCACAGCAGAUGUCUUGCAGAGAUCUAGCUGAUGAGCUCUGAGGUGUAGUUCAAUAUGGAAUGAAAGGCUUAGAGCCUGGGCUAGACCAGCCCUGGUGUUAGCCUGCGACACACACCUGGGCCAGCUCAGUGUAGCUGGGGACAGGGAGAACUAACUGAGUCUGCGGCUCUGUGAGAAACAUCCUCUGCCCAUGAAGUGUGGGCACCUGACCAUUACAGAAGGGCUGCUUGUAUCCUUGGAGGGGGUUUCCAAAAGCCUGCCCUGCAGGUCACUGUGCCAGGCUCCCUGCCUCAGGAAGUAGAGAAUAAGUGCCCACCUGUCCCCAAAUGUAUUACAGUGCUUGAAAGAGUGCCAUUACUGCCCCACUCCAUGGGAUUUUAUCUACCUGGUGCAGUUCUGGGAGGGAGCCUGGCUUUGGGGGUGGAGGUACUGGGUUUGGGGCUCCUACCAGGUAGGAAAUGGCUAGAGCUGAGAGACUCUGAAUGUCAGGGUUAGAAAUGGCCUGUGUGUUAGGAAUGCCCUAGCAUGGCCUGGGCUGUGGGGACCAGUAGAUUUGGGUGGGGAGAGGGACCCAGAGUCUUUCCGUCUGGUUUUAUUACCCAAGGGCUUCUUAAGGCCCAGGAGGAUGGAGCAGUCUGCUGAAGACCCCAGACUCCUGGCCUACGGCUCCUUCAGUCAUCGUAUUAGAGCUCCAGGGUUAGGUAGACUAAGGGCUUCAGGCCUGAGUUCCUGUAGGAUUGAAGCUCUAAUAGGCUGUGUAAGGGGAGCGCUUCCGGGACCACAGGGACUGAAAGGUGGCUUAUCUGCCCUGUCAGCAAGGUCCUGCUGCUGCAGAGGAGGUAGGGAAACUGUAACAGAGGCCUUUGGCUUGGAGCAGAAAUGGCAUGUCAGUGGAUCAAAGAAAGAAGGCAAGAUAGGCUGGCUCCAGGCAAGAAGCCUCAUAGUAGGGUAGUCUUACUGGUACUAUGCCUUUCCCAGGCGUCAAGCACACUCCUUACAGACAUGGCAUGUCUGAAUAGUUGUGUGACCCAAGGCAAGUGCCUGUGCUCUGGCCAGGGGUUGAACAAGGUCAUUGACUGUCUUAUAGAUUUCUGAUCUAGAUCUCUGGCUGGACAUUUGGGGAUCCCGUUUGGAGGUGAUGGAUCUCACUGUAUAUGUUUGUCUUAUUUUGAAUAAAAAUUAAAUACAAGUUGAGAGAUUAGAGCUUUGACAGGCCAUGGCAGAAAGGGGGCAUUGGGCAUGGCUAGUCUUGCUUCCUUUGAUCUGGUAAAUUCUGUCCUCUGAGGCAUGAACCCUAGAGUCCAAGGGCUCCGUGUCCUGGCAGGUUUUUCCCUCUGUCUUCUGGGACCACCCCCUUCUGUCUACUCGUUCUCCUUUCGAGCAUCUUGGGUUUAGGACAGAUGAAGCCUGGCUUCCUGAAGCUUAGCACCCCCGAGACUGCCUUUCUGUAGGCAACACACAGGAGUAUAUCCCUUGUGUAUAUUCUAGGCUGCCAUCACCGUCUUAGGGAACUACUUCAAAUGCAGGCUCUUUACCUACUGGCAGUCACAGUGCUGAAGAGGGAAGAGUCCUCUACCCCCUUAGAUGUCACCUGGUUUUAUCUCUGACCCCUGGACGUGUUAGAUAAUUGACAGUAGCUGAACUGGACCCUCCCCAUGCUUUGGGCUUGGGGAGGGCCACCAUAGCCUAUGUGUCUAGAGCUGGGAAUUGAAUUCUGAAUUCACAUUGGUGUUCAUAAAGUCUUGGGCUAGACACCAGCCCUGAAGACCUGCAACUUCUUCAGCUCUGAAAUGGGAUUGAAGCCAUAUUUUAGCUUUGGCUUGUGAGAAUGAAGUUUCAUAACCCACGUAAAACUUAGUGCUGGCCGUGUUGCCCAGUGUUUCAUGGCCAGGGGGUGGGGGUGGGGGAUGUGGCUGCCACCACAGUCCACAUGGCAUUCCCUUAAAGUUCCUUCUUCAGAGCCUCAUCCAGGCCCAGUUUUGUGCCCUGAAUAGGACACGUGCCUUCUGGCUGGGAACCUCUGAAACCAUUGCUCCUAGAGCCAAGCAGAGGAGGAGAUCCCCUCCCUACCAGUCCUCUGAGGUGAGGAGAAUGAGGUAGGGAAGGACAGAAACCAAUCAAGGAUGUGACUUGGGGCCAGUCGAGGCUCUACAGCAGAGUUCGGGCUUUCCCGGGGUGGACAGCAGGCCCCAGGCUCUCAUGCUCUUGAGUGUGCAGGCUUGGAAGCUCCAGGUCCUUGGGGGUAGGCUUCUGUAGUGAGCCCUAGGAUCUGUCCCAAAGGGAGUGCUGUGUACCCACAGGCAGAUGCAUUUGUGCCUGCAUCUGCCCAUCACCUAGUCCAUAUGGCCUGUGGUCCACACACUGCCCAGGCCUUUUCCUCUGGAUACUGUUUAGAAGCAAUUCUGCCACACUAGUGAUCUUGAUUAAAGGUGAAGCUUGGCCUCUGUCCAUGCUGAACUCCUUCUCGUUUGUCAUUUGGCCUGGCCCAGUUUUGUCAUCUGAAGCUAUGGCUAGUCCUUCAUGAGUUCUCAUCCAACUUGUCAGGCAGGGCAGGGCCCCUGUGGAAUCUGAAGUGGGACUCUGGAUUAUUCUAGUGUCAUCAUGAGCCCCCAGCUCCUCCCCCACAGUGCACACCACAUCACUGGGGGGAGUCAUUUGUGGCAAAUUUGUUAAAAUCAGCAUCACCUAAACCAAGUCCCAGGACCCUCUUCUUCAGAAUAGAUGGAGGCUGGUAUGGUCUAACAGGAUUCACUCCACUGCCCAGUGUCCCUUCCCCAUCUUAGCUGCUUCUGAUUGACACACUGUUCUAGAUGCUUGAGAUCAGUAAGCUAAGCGGUACCCAAGGGGGCAUCCCCCUCUCUGCGGAGAAGGGGAGGGGGCAAUGGGAGAGGGAUUUGUAAGGGUGGGACUGAUAGGAGAGAGGGGACUGUGAGUGGGAUGUAAAGUGAAUUAAAAACAAAAAGAUUUGCUUAUUCUGUCUUCUCAUCCUAGGGGGAACAGAGACCAGCUCUACCUUUGGCCUGGGCAUAGCACCUGCUUAGCCUCGAUCCCCUAAGGCUGCUGUUCUAGCACAGUCCCUAACCUGCUAGUUUCCUGGAAGGUGAUCUUGAGGGUCAGAAAGGAACCUCUUUAAUGUCUGUCCUUUAGAAAGGACCUCCUCAGAAACAUCCUACACUUUACCCACUUGUUUUGGAGGGAAUUCCUAGAAAGCCCUGGGGACCCUGCUGACCUGUAGGCUUGGGGGAGCAUGGGGUUGGUGUGGGUGCUGUGGUCACACACAAAGAGCUAAGAGCGCCAGGGAAAGGUGAAGAUGCUAAAAACCGAGGCCGAUGGGCGUCAGACUCUUACUGCAAGAGCUGGGUACAUGUCGUGUCACCUUUUCUGUCCUUGAGCGGUGACUCUGCAGAAUUCGUGCUGAGUCAUGGGCCACCCUCUCCUUUGCAGAUAGCCAGAGUCAGUGCAGCAAGGAGGGAGGUCUGGGCCCUGUAACAUGAGCUCUUCAAACAUAUCCUGCAGCCCAUCUUUCCUGGGCUCCCUUUAUUAAGAAGGGAGAUGAAUUGAGGAACUGAAGUUUGGGCUGUGGGGAGUGUUCAGUUUUAAGGUGCCCACAGACUUGCCCAGUCUGUCCUGGCUGGGGACUUUUCACUUCACAGCAUCUUUCUGGAAAAAGACCUACAGUGCCUUUUUUUCCCCCAUCAUGUCUGUGCACCCAAGAGCAAACUGGCCUUCUACACUCUCCCAUAGAUGUUCUUUCUCCAGCAUCUUUAUGUUUUCUGUCUCAAUUUCUCUUGUCCCUAGAAUAUGUUGUCUCGCCACUGUCCCAAUAUCCUUGUCCCUGGAGCCUCCUUCAGUUUAUGUCAGGGGCCUGUCUGGCCUUGGUCCUAUCACUCCAAACCGGAGGCUUUCUCUUCCCACGGCCUGGGGGUAUUUCCCUUAGGCCAUGGCUUAGUCUGGGUCUCCGAGUCCUUGAUUUUUGAGUGCCUAGACCCUGUCCCACCUAUUUUGUUUUUCUUUGGACACACACUAAAAGGCCAAGUUUGCAAAACAGCUUCUGGGCAGAUCCUUAGACAGGUAGAUCUCACUGGGGUCGCUCUGCUGGAUUUCUGAAGAAUCAGAAGUUGUCCGUGGUCCUGCUGGGUGGCCUCAAAGACUGAGGUCAGAAAGAAGGGCAUCCCAGAGUCCUAGGUUUGGGGGGCACACUUUCUGGCUUAUAAUGCAUCUUAUCUUCUUUCAUAUGUUCAGAAUCUUGCUUGGCUUGUCAUUAGGUUUGGGUGUGGUUUGAGCCUCCUUGUAGGGUGAGUACAAGCACACCAUCCUACCUUUGUGCCUUUCCUGUGCGGAACUGGGCUCCUAUCCAGUUAGUCAGGACUAGAGACUGGGUCAGGAGAUUUCUGAUUUUGAUACCAGCUGCCCACAUCUGCCUCCUAGUUCUGAAGCAAGGAGCCUCUGUAGGGCUUGAAGUUUCCAUAUGUGUCUUCUCACUCCGUACCUCUUGUCCUGCCUCCUUGGCAGCCCUCCCCCACAGUGGCUGUGCAGUCCUGUCCCCUCUUUUCUUUGCUCAGUUUUAAACAAGGGUCUGGGAGGACAGUGGCCAUGGAUGACAUUUUGUAUGUAAGCGUCCUGGAUGUGUUACUUUGGGAGAGUUUCUGGUUUUCUUACUGUAGAGUUGGCGAUACUGGAGGAGGGGAUAGGUCUCUUGUGUGAGUUUCCAUUCCUAAACUCACAGUGCAUGGGGAGGUGGACUCUCCUCUGGGCAGGGCAGGAAUAGGAAUGUGGUCGCAAGUCACUGGCCUAGGAAUAGUGCUGAGCAUUGCUGAGGCAGGCACAAGUCAGCAAGGACAUCCUGCUUUAUUGGAGAUGUUUUACUGUUCAUAUUUCCAUGAAUUCUGGUUCUAAGAUGUUACAUUAAAACAGUGCUUGUCUUAAUUACAAAGUCUUUUGGCAUGCUUGCACAGUUGUUUCUUAGCCACUGCCUGAUUACCAGGUCCAGGGUCUUGAGUCCCCUUAGUUCUCUCCUGCUCUGGAACUAGGACUUAAGAGUAGAGGUGGCCUUUUGGCUAAGAUCAAGUGAAGGGUAGAGGUUGACUUUCCAGCCAAAGCUGCAGCUGCUCCAAACCACCAGAAGGGUGGCCAGACGCCCUCUACUGGGAAGGUGGGGCACAGCAUUAGACCCACUUAGUGGGUGGAGCCUCUAGUGGGAGUAGGGAAGUAUUCACCCUGGGGAGUGAAGCUCCCAUGGCUGGUGGAAGGCCCAUCUGGGUAGACAGUCAUUUCACUGCGACAUCCGUUUCGAACACUUACUCCCUUCCUGGGGGACUCCGGUCCAAUCUGGAGCAUGGGUAGAGGAUCCAGAGACGACAAAGCUAGAGAAGGCAGAGCCAGUGCAGUAGCCCACGGCCUGCUGGGGGAGAUCGGACAACACGCAUUCUCCAGAUGGACUGUGUGAGAGUCGGAAUGGGAACCUUGCCCCUCCCACCUAGCCCAUGUGGCUAUGUAGGCCUUUGGCUCAACCUUCAACAUUUCACGCCUCAAAUGUGCUUGCCUAUCUUACGGAAGAAAGUCUUCCCAGGCCUGAGGAAAAGGUGUGGAUCGUCAGGACUGUCCCCAUUCCAGGCAUGUUUGACAGAAGAGACCAGAGAAUACUGGUAGGCUAGACGUGAAGGUGAGCCCCCUUUGGUGGUGACUAGAAGAGACAGACCGGGUGGGCAUGAAGCUCCUUGUGGGGAGGCAGCAUCUCUACGUGGAGGACGAGGCUGGCUGGGGAUCAGCGCAUACUGGGAGCCUGGAGAGGGACUGGAGAGAACCUGUUUCUUACAGAGGGGUUUUAGAGGGAGGGGCUGAGGGUGUGCAUGGGAACGAAUGGGAAGUGAAUGUGAGCUGGCACCCUGGCUUCUCUGCCUACAUGAGGGGCAGGGUGACUGUCCAGACAAGCAUUCCCCUUGUCACUCCAGGUCACACGGCAUCUCAGGUGCUGUCUUAGGAUCUCUUGACUUCGAGUAACUGAAUCGUGAACUGAAAGCUACCUGGACGGUUAGAAUGUUCCCUUCCCGCUAAAGAAUUCAGGAGGUCUCUGGUUCCAGGGUUGAUUCUAUGGCUCAACAAGGAGAUCAAAGAGUCAAGUUCUUUCCAGAUAUCUGCUCUGCCAUCUUUAGGGGCUUAGUGAGGGCUGACCUCAUGGUCACAUGAUAGCUGCUGCACUUCGAGGCAUCAUGAGUGUAUCCAGAGCUGCCACAGGAAGAUCUUCACAUAUGCAUCUGAACGACUGAAAAUUGGGUUCUUAGGCUGGUUCAUAAAAUAAUUAAAAAAAAAAUGGUACAAAGCCAGUUUUACUAGGCUUUUCGAGAAGGGGAAAAUGGCAGGCAAACUAUAAGUCUUGAGAGGUUGCCAGGUGGAGGGAGAUGGAGAAGAGGAGGAGAGAUGCUCACAGUGGUUGACUUAGGCCAGCAUGUUGAGGGUCAGUAAGCAGUCACCUGGCAGAGUAACAGUGGAUGCAGGAGGAACAGCUUCGGAGAAAGAGGGAGAAAGCCCAGAGUGUCUGGGAACUCACACCUAGGCCUUGUCUAGCAUCUGAAAGCAAAAGAAAUAGGAGAAAAAGAACAAGUUAUGUUCUUAUGAUUAACUCAGAAAUGUAAGCAGGUUCUACAGUUGCCGUGUAAUAAACAUUCGGCAGGCAUCUGCACUGAGGGAGGGGCUUCUGGGAGAGACAAGUACAUCAUCUCAUUAAAAGGAUGACUUUAGUCUUCCCCUCCCCGUAGCAUGUCUUCAGGUAAACCAAAGCUGGAAAGGGAAGUUAGCAGGGUGGGGGUGGGCCCUGGCCAGGUGAUUGACAGGUCCAGUUGUGUUAACUCUUAAAAGGAGGAGAUAAUAGAAUAUAAUGUUGAUCUCGUGUCUUCUGGCCUGGCCAAACUAGUGGACUCUUUAUGACAUCUGUGGUUUUGACCUUUUCAGAGGGUCAUCUCUUGGGGCUCAUGUGAUAUUGAUCCUUUUCAGACUGGCUUCUCUCACCUAGUGAGGUGGAGUUGAGCUUCCCCUGGGCUCAGCAGCUUGGAGACCACCUUGUGACAGCUCCUCCCUCUCACAAGUAUUGAUUGUCUCCCUACUGAGAUGUUACCUGUGAGUAAAGGACUUCCUAGUGUCAGGCUCUCUCACCUGGGAACUGAGCUCACACACAGGGGUACCGGAUGGCCACACUUCCUGCUCCUCACCGUGGCCCACAGCUUGUGCUGUGCAUCGAGUCGGCUGUGGCUUGUGCUGUGACACCUUCCUGUCCUCAGAAGCAAACUCUCUUUUGCCAUGUGGGCUCUGAUUCCUUGUUUCAGAGUCCGGGCCAUGCUGCCUGUCCCUUGUGUUGGGACUGAGCUCCUCUUGGAGCCUCCACCAUGGCUGUUGCCUCUCUGUCUGUCUGUCUGUCCAUGUCAUCUAUAACCUUUAUCAUAAACUCUGUACUCCCUAAAAGCUGUAUCCCAUUAUAUGGAUGUGCCAGAGAGUAUCAGUCCUGCCGAAGGCCGUCUUGUUUGCUGUGUGUUUGAACUGUAGAAAUCAAACGUCUACAGACAUCAUCAAAGAGAUGCAAUAAAAGUCCAGCUUGGUUGGAGGAAAUGCCAAACUCAAACCUCUCUCUCACAGCAGCUGCCCAGAUUUGUAUUCUCGCUAGCAGAGUACGAGAGGUUUACUCAUCUUUUUAUUCCUGGUUAUUAUACAGCUGGGAGCAUUAACAAGUGAGUCUCAGUGUGUACAGAAUUUUAUGGGUAUGUGUGAGACUGUCUGUAGAGUAACGUUUCAAAAAGAUUUUUAUCUGCAAUGCUUGAAAAUGUUCAUUUCCACACCUGCAUCGACUGCGUGCUACUAAGCUUUAAUAUUUUGGCAAUUUGACAAGUGAAAAAAAAAAAAAGGAUGACUCCUGAAGGCUUCUACUGUGAGAGAGUGAGGUGGUGCUCUGGCUGUCUGGGCGAGGUCUUUUCUCUGGUGACUCUCAAGCUGUGCAGUAUUGGGUACGUGACUGACUGUCUCUGGGCUUUGGUCCCUCCACCUAUAAUGUGAAGAUAGCCAUGAUUCUUGCCUUGUUAACUGGACUUGAGGACUCAAAGGUAUGCAUCAUGUAAAAUGCUAACAUAUCCUGUCUUUAAGUAAGUGGUGAGUUAAUGAAUAUUAUUGUGUAAUAUGUUUAUGACAAUUUGGGCUUCUUAGCGUAUGAUUGGGUGGUUCAUAAUAAUUUCCCGUUUUCUCUGGAUUCUUCUUUUGCAUAUUAACUGAUUAGAGCUCUUUGUAUUUUAAUAAAUUUCAUAUAUACCUCA
This is a messenger RNA of Mus musculus (house mouse), 11283 nucleotides long. It is a transcript of the gene Gprin2, whose product is annotated as G protein regulated inducer of neurite outgrowth 2. NCBI's taxonomy places the organism in Eukaryota, Metazoa, Chordata, Mammalia, Rodentia, Muridae. The transcript is spliced from 2 exons. The coding region runs from base 1160 to 2527 and encodes 455 amino acids. The record is from RefSeq and is a predicted model, not a curated record.